GGUUAGGGUUAGGGUUGAAGGACCUUCUUAAGUAAGAUGUGCUGGCGGCGGUGAGUUGGGAAGGAAAGGGAAGAAAAGCGGACUAAGCUGCUUAGUUUGGGAAAGAAGAGGGAGCAGAGAGGGAAGCUCGCAGCUGAGCGGAGAGAGCGGCCAGUGCGCAGCGAAGGCAAAGGGGCGGUUUGUAGCAGCCCCAGAGAAGUGGCGUGAAGGAGCCGGGAGCGCAGAGCAGUGGAGCCGGGAGCAGCCCAGAAGCGCGCAGGGAGAGCGGGACAUUAGCCGCAGGGAGCGCCCCGCCCGCCAGCACCGGAGGACGGUCCGGAGGCUGCCCCCCGCCCGGGGGCGUGGGGAAUGGGGUUGGCGGAGCCCGGCAGAUGAAAAACCGCCCCUUUGAGUCGCAAGAUACAAUCGGAUUGGAGGAAUAGGAGCGGCUGCCAAAUUCAGGUGGUUGUUUAAGAGAUCGAUUACGUGCAGUCAUAGGAGUGCCCGCAAAACUGGAAGUGGGUCCUGAAGAGAGGAGAGAGUUGGACCGAAGUUUUCUCAUCUCACUGAGCACGUGUUGAUCCCCUAUCUGCGUCAGCACUGUGUCAAUAGAUGACUACUACCGGCAGCAGGCUAGACUAUUUAAGAGAGAGCUUUUCCAAACCAUCAUAACUUCUCGAACCUGGACACUCGUCACAUCUCUCUGGGUCGAACUAGGAAGCUUCCAUCAUAUUUUAAAGCUAUGUACAGAAGUCUCAGCAUCUUCCUGCUCCUCGCUGUCCUGUCAGCAAGCUCCUUGGGACAGCAGCCAAAAGAAUCCAGCCAUGUCAACCCAGGGCUUCCUGAGUUUGAGCAGAGCCUGGCUGCCCAGCACCGGCAUGCCCGUGCUCCUGCCUCCCCCAGUCAACUGAAGCCUCUACAGAGAGCCGAUGGAAAUACAGACUCCAGGAACAGCUUUGGGGCUUUGCUGGCCAAGUACAUCCAGCAAGCCAGGAAAGGUUCUUCUGCUCGAAUGCCAGUCAUCAAAAACCUCCAGAGCAUUGACCCCAACCACAGGAUAAACGACAGAGAUUACAUGGGCUGGAUGGAUUUUGGGCGCCGCAGUGCUGAGGAAUAUGAAUAUUCCUCCUGAAGAGGGUCAGAACCUAACCGGAAUCUAAACUCACCAUACUCCAUAGAAAAAUAAUAUUAACAAAACCAAUCAUUUGUCAUCUCUACAAAUUGAUGUUUUAAAUAUACAUCAUAUAUAUUUAAGUAUUUGAUGUAAAAAAAGAAAAUCUGCCUGUAAAACUGUAUGAUGUAAUAUACAUAUAUACAGCAUUUUCCAAAACAGAGAAAAAAAUUCAUGCUUCCUUUCUCUAUGAUUUCUGGUCCUAUACAGUUGAUAUGAUAUUAAAUCUCAUUCACUCCUCUUAGCCUGGUGUUGUUGGCUGUUUGGCAAUGAACUACAUCAAGUUGUGUGUUAAGAAAGAUCAAUGUCCCAGCCUAAUGAUUGUAUGUUAAGAUCCUGUAUGAUCAUUUUAGUGAUCAAGGGUACUGGGGAGCCCAGUCCAAAUCCAGGUUAAAGCGGUUGUCCUUUACCAUGGCUAUGUUGUUUUAGAAUCAGUAAUCCAUAAGAUUCAGCUCUACCUAGAAUUAUAUAUUCUUAAUCUAUGGCUUUUGGCAACCCCUGCCAUUCUUAGCUCUGCUUUCUCUUUUCCUUUCCAAUUGCAAGUUGACCCAUGAGACAUCUGCUAAUUGCUAUAAUUCAUGGAAUAAAUCAAAUAUUCUCUGGCU
Messenger RNA from Sarcophilus harrisii (Tasmanian devil), 1755 nucleotides. RefSeq names its product cholecystokinin (gene CCK). NCBI's taxonomy places the organism in Eukaryota, Metazoa, Chordata, Mammalia, Dasyuromorphia, Dasyuridae. Gene Ontology annotation, molecular function: neuropeptide hormone activity. Bases 722 to 1111 code for a protein of 129 amino acids. Gene Ontology annotation, cellular component: axon; extracellular region. The transcript is spliced from 5 exons. Gene Ontology annotation, biological process: digestion. The record is from RefSeq and is a predicted model, not a curated record.